Molecule: messenger RNA, 3224 nt
Organism: Spodoptera frugiperda (fall armyworm)
Lineage: Eukaryota; Metazoa; Arthropoda; Insecta; Lepidoptera; Noctuidae
Product: serine/arginine repetitive matrix protein 1
Exons: 7
Coding region: 275-2074 (599 amino acids)
Biological process (GO): telomere maintenance via telomere lengthening; regulation of DNA-templated transcription
Cellular component (GO): shelterin complex
Molecular function (GO): telomeric repeat DNA binding
Source: RefSeq, a predicted model, not a curated record
CUGUCAAACGUGACGUUGACAUUUAAUGAUUUGAUGUGAAUUGGAGUUUGUUUGGCGGCGGGAGUUAUUUAUCUGGCGAUUCUGGCGUCAUUUGGUUAUUUCUGAUUAAUUCUGAUAGUGAACGAGGACUUAGUGUCCGUGGCAGUGAGUGGCAUCAGACGGCGAGUGCUUGUGGUGUACAGCGAGUGGCAGUGGCUCAGUACCAGCAGAGCUUAGUGUCAGAAGUGGAGCCGGCAGUCGGCGCCGGGCAUGUAGCGGCCAGUGUUAGAGCUGAAUGUGUGACGCGGGAGACUUGAGUGCGGCGGGCGCGACGGGCGCCAUGACGGCGAAGUACUUCGUGUAUGGGUCGGGGCGCUGGCGGGCGGUGGACCUGGAGUCAGGACGUGUGGCGGGCUGGCGGCGGCGCGCGCGCUUCGUGUACCUGCAGCGCGGCCGCCUGCAGCUGGCGCGGCGCGGCGCCGUGCUGCGCGCGCUGCGGGCGCUGGCCGCGGGCGCGCCCUCCGCCGCCGCCGACGGCCCGCGCCUGCCCACCCGCAGUAAGGAGCCCCACAGGGAGCGCAGCCCUGCAGCGGCGCCGACCUGUUCCCACCACUGCUGCUCGCACUGCCGCAGCGCGCCGCCGCGUGGUGGCGCUACCAGCGGGAGGCACAUGGUGGUGGCGCUGCCCACGGUGGUGGUCGGGCCCCCCGCCGCCACGUCGCCGGUCCAACACACUCCCACUGUGACGUCACCGCCUACACCUGCUCCCGCAGUGACGUCACCCCGUAAGCCGGGGCCUCUUAGCUCGCACCGAAGGGCGGGGCCCGCCAGCUCGCCCCGUAAAGCAGGGCCUACUGUAAGUCCGUCACAUAAAGCUAGUCUCGCUGUAAGCUCGCCAAGCAAGCCUGCCCCCGCUAGUAGCUCGCCACGUAAGCCUGGCCUCGCCGCGAGCUCUCCCCGUAAGGUCUCCCCGGCGGGCGGCGAGCGCGCCAAGUACCGCGAGCUGGUGAUCUCGGACGCGGAGCUGGCGCUGGUGCGCGGGUACGUGUCGCGGCGGCGAGCCGGCGAGCUGGCGAGGUAUGACGCGGACGAGAGGUUCCGGCUGGCCGUGCUGUACUCCUUCAACCCGGUGGUCCGCCUGCGGCCGCUGUCCGCCGCGGUACUGGACCGGUAUACACGCGCCGCGGGCUCCGACACCGACGACAAGGAGAACACAGCGGACAGCGACACGGCCCCUGCGGCCCCCGCGGGCCCCGCGCCGCGGCCCCAGCCGGCCAAGCGGCCCCCCGUGUCGGAGCGGGGGGGCCCCAGCAAGCGGCCCCGGCUGGCGGAGCGCACCAACCGGGCCGCCUCGCCCGGCCUCGGCCACGUCAUCAGCAAGCGGGCGGGCGCGCACAAGGAGUACUCGGCGCUGGAGGACCACGCCAUCGUGGCGUGGCUGAGCGCGGGCGAGCGCGCCGCGCAGGUGAAGGGCAACGCCGUGUGGCGCGCGCUGCAGGCGGAGUACCCGCGCCUGGCGGGUCGCGCGCGCUCCUGGCACUCGCUGCGCAACCGCUACCUGCGCUACAUCCUGCCCGCGCUGCCCGCGCUGCGCCUGCCGCCCGCGCUGCAGCAGCGCCUGCGGGCCGCCGCCGCCGGCUCCAUCCGGUCCAAGCCGGCGCCGCGCCGCAACUCGCUGCUGCAGCAGUCGCCGGUGCGCAGCGCGGCCAACCGCGCCCCCCCGCGUCGCGCCGGGUCUCACACACCCACCCCCUCGCCGCCCGCCGCCAGUCCGCGGCGCUCGCUGCGGCUGCGGGACACCAGCAGCACGCGGGCCAAGUCUCGCUCGCCCCCCGCGCCCUCGCCCCCGCCCCCGGCCGCGCGCCCCCGCCCCUCGCGUGCCCCGCGCUACUCGGAGCUGACCCGCCAGUUCGCGGCGCGCCACCGCCCCCCCACCAUCGACUCCGACUCCAGCUCCAGCAGCUCCAGCAGCUCCAGCAGCUCGAGCCAGUCGAGCAAGUCGAGCCAGUCGAGCUCCAAGAGCACAGAGAUGCCUGCGCCUGCGCCGCGCUCGACGCCGAAGCGAGCGACGCGCAAACUGUACAACCCCCACUAGGCGCCCCUCGUGUGCUGGGUGCCGGGUACCCGCGCUGUGUGUAUCCAAGUGAUCUUGUUUUUAUAUUUCCAAAGGAAUGUAUGCCUUAUAUUGUAGAAAUAAAGUCGAAUUUGGUUCGUGCCCCUGUGUAUGUAACUGUCGCCGUCCCAUCGAGCUGCGUCACGUCACACGUGGACGUUGAAAUGUGUGUCUUAUCGAGUAGACAAUAAAGUUGCUUUUGCAGCGCUUCUGUAUUGUUAGGAGCGGUUCCUGAACUAUCGAUGGGUCGGCGAAGGAUCGUUGGGCGUAAUAAUUUAGUUUUUUUAUUAAUUGUGAGCCGCGACAUAUCGGCCGCAGACUAUGUAGAGGCAAAUGUCUUCCUUUUUGUCCUGCCAAAGGAAUGUACGCGUUAUGGCUUAGAGAUAAGGUUCAAUUUGUUAUGUUUUUAAUUGUACGCGCAACAACCGCGCUACUGUUGUACCCGCUUUUUACCAACCUCUCUUAGAUUUUAAGAAGCCCUUAAGCUGAAAUAGGUGUCUCAUGCCUGUAUUUUGAUUUUGUCUAAAGCCUCGUACUCAUGGUAAACAUUUUGCUUAGCAACAGUUGAUCAACGUUGUUGAUGAAUAGCGAGAAUGCUGCUGGAAACUUUGUUUAAACUAAUAUAAACUGAUGUUUUCGCUCGCCGGGCGUCAACUCCGCAACACAAGUGUUGCCCGCAACAUGUUUAUGCAACCAUGUUGCUAAACAAAAUGUUUACCAUGAGUACAAGGCUUAACUUGUAAGUUACCAGUUGCUACCAGCGGCAUCCCCCGCGUCCCCUACGUGGAAUAUAAUGUAUCCUACCACCCAGUAGAACAGUCAGCUCAUAUAUAUCUUGUCAGUAUACUAUACUAAAUGUCGUCAAAAUCCGUUCAGUAGUUUCAGAGUGAUUGAUGGACAAACAAACCUUCACAUUUAUAAUAUUAUUGUGACAUGUAACAGUACAAGUAAGGUUAGUUGAGGCGGUCCCUCGCGCGGAGUGAGCGAUGUAUGUAGCGCCUCGGUCGGAGAUACUGCCACGAGUGUGUCACGUUGUCUGUGUGUCGCGCUGUAUAUAUAUAUGUGUAUGUAUAUGUAUGUAGUAAUGUACGCAGCGCGACACCGCAGGUUGCAAUAAACUAUGUCAUACAAG